AUGUCCAUGGCUAACGUCCGUCUAUCCAGGGGAGUCACCGGUCGAUUUGUGUCCCGGGGACAAGUCGAUGGCAGCAAUGAGGGUCAUCCCAUGGAAUCAGACUCCCCAGGAUCACUGAUGGCCACAGCGAAGACUCCUGAAUACUCCAUCGAUCUGGAAGAGCUGUGCCCGCGUGAAGAUGUGGAUGCCACCUACUCCACCCGGGACUUGGAUUUGACUUCAGAGGAAAUUCCGGAAUACCAGUCGGCACCAGCAUAUGGCCUAUCAUCAAAACAGAGGGCACAUAACAUCCAUUUGCCUUCUACUCCCACUUGGGCCGAGAGCUGGUACGUGUCAUACAUCUUGCACACCACAAACAACGAGCAGCCGCUACUAAACAAUCCAUCGAACAGAAGCCACCACGGGCAUCAUCCGGCCAAUCCUCAAGAAGCCAGAAUGAGUAACAAUGCUGUUCGACAGUUGCUACCUCCGCUGAACUUAAUCGAUGCCAUGAUUGACGCCUAUUUUGCUCACUUUCAUGCCUUUUGUCCGCUUUUGGACGAGGCGCAGGUCCGUUUAUCUCUUCGAGAACAAUGUCUGCCGACAGUGUUGCUUCGAUGUAUGCUCUUCGUCGCUUCUAUACACUGUGAGAUGGCGCUGCUGCGGGAGAUGGGAUACAACGACCGCGUCGAGGCCGAAGACAGCUUGUUUAACAAGGCAAAAGCAGCGUUCGACACGGAUGUCGAAACGGACAGUAUGACGAUGCUGUGCUCUUCCUACCUGUUACAUUACUGGUCCGGAAGGCCAUCCAUCUUCAAAGACAGUAUAUGGUGGUUAGCUGGUGCCAUUAGGGGCGCGCAGUCCAUGGGAUUGCACCGCAGUAUGAGAGAGAGCAACGCUCCGACGCCUCAGAAGCGGUUGUGGCGGAAGAUUUGGUGGUUACUUUACAUUCGUGAUCGGCAAAUCUCCAUCUCUCUGGGAAAGCCGUUUCUCAUAAACGACAACGACUGUGAUUUGGGGCCCUUGGAAGAAGAUGAUUUAACGGAUGAAACCUUGGACACCAGGGCUUUUGUCCUAGCACAAGCACGUCUCGCGAUUGCCGCCUCGAAUAUCUUUGCACUGUUUUCUCCUUGUGCAUUCACCUGUGGCACUAGCGAGCAGGACGUCGUCCGCUUGGUGAAGGAAUAUCUCGACACAUUCUACAGUCAACUCCAUAUCAAUAUGGCAGAGCGGAAUGCUCGAAGGAAACCAUUAGGGCUGAUUCUUCACAUGACUGCAAGCUACUACAAAAUCCUGGCGUUCCGGAUGCUCGAGAGGAAGAUUCUGGCAUCUGCAACCGAUGCGCCGAGAGAGAUUGAGCAAUGCACAACCGAAAUACUGCAGGCCGCGGAGGAUGUGACGUCGCACUUCGAAGAGGUUCUUUUUGUCUAUUCAAGAAGGCCCGCGCUGGGAGAAGCGCGAAGUGUACUUGGCCAACAGCUGCGUUUCAAUUUGCUUGGGCUCAAGGAAUUCGAAGACUGCUACAGUCUUGCUCACUGGAUUCGAGAGCUGUUUCUCCGUAUUCGAGACAGAACCAGGACAACCCAAUCCGUAACGGCGGCUGUUGCCAUCAGUGGCACGCACUCAACAACCGGCGAAGAUGAUACGCGGACGGCGACGGAUCCCAAUCAGCUUGAUAUAACUUCGAACAACAGCUUGAAGCAUUCUUGGUCAAAUGCUAUUCCUUCGAAUGACUUUGUGGCACCAGUGACGACUAUCAAUGGUCACCAUGACACCCUGGGCGGACAAACGAUACCAGACCCGACAGAACCUGAGAUGAUGUACUCCGAACACCCACCCCUGGACCUCAAUUUCUCUCUAGAUGGUGAUUCCGAGCUACUUCGAUACCAAACCCUACAGAUGUUUGCGGACGAGUUUCCAACCAGUCUCUUGGACGAUUUUCAAUAUAUCGACAGCGUCGGUGGCUACUUUGAGCGGCCUGGUGGAUAGUACGGCCUCUUUCAUUUCGUGGUGUGCCGAGAAGCCCC
Messenger RNA from Exophiala oligosperma, 2006 nucleotides. RefSeq lists its product as uncharacterized. Bases 1 to 1968 code for a protein of 655 amino acids. The record is from RefSeq and is a predicted model, not a curated record. Gene Ontology annotation, biological process: DNA-templated transcription. Lineage: Eukaryota; Fungi; Ascomycota; Eurotiomycetes; Chaetothyriales; Herpotrichiellaceae. The transcript is spliced from 5 exons. Gene Ontology annotation, molecular function: zinc ion binding; DNA binding.